GCAAGAUCAGAGCUCAGUCUGGUUAGUAAACUGCGUUGGAAUACAAGAACUUUUCGAAUGCGCUGUAUAUAAAAUCGCAAGUUUCAAUAUUCAAAUUUCGUUUACGUCGCCGCAUAAAACUUUUUCCGAUUUCAUCAAAGAUGAACGAAAUUGCCACUUAGUAUACAAAAAAACAAAAUAAAUAAAUAAUAAUACGUACACUGAAAAUGUAUUUGCAAAAGCUUCGUUCCGGUCAAGUGCUGUGCUUGUUUUUUGCCACCUACGUCAUUGUUGUGCCAGGCACAGGAGCAGCUUCCAAUUUACUGACUAGUUAUUUGCCUGCUUCCAUGCAAGCGCUCGCCUAUUACAUCGACUAUUUGCAAUACGAGCCAAUAUCGACUACCACAGUCGAGCCACCGUUUAGUGUAAGCGAUGACGAAUUGACUAAUACAUUUAAUGCUUCACCAACGACAACACCGUCACCAUCCUCUACAAGUAAACCCUCAUCGUGGAUCUCUAGUGGUUCACUAUGGGGUGGUACGUCUACCAAGCCACCAACAACACGACCCCCACCAACACGACCACCACCAAAUCAAAGUACCUCAACGUCUAGCUGGUGGCAACCACCCAUUUGGUGGCAUUCCACCACAACCACUACCAAGAAGCCUACAGCGCCGCCAACACCCACACACAAACCAGGUCUUUAUGCGCCAGUAAAGUCGUCACCAAUCAAAACUCAACCGCAGCAACGGGUGGGCCAUGAGGUUUUCGAUGAAAUUGGCGAUAAUACAGAGGGCUUUGAUAAGUUGACAUUAGCGCUGAUACGUGACAUUCAAACUGAGACAGAACACGACGAAUUCACCAACGAUGUGGAGUCCUUGGAUAAUUUUUUGCGCCUUUACGAUGACAACUAUGGUCGUGCUGCAUUUGAUACCGACAAUACGUUGGAUCGUUGGUCCAGUACAUCGACAGCAGGUAAAAAACGUGUGCCACCUACAAAACCGUAUGUGGAGUUUCUACUUGUCUACGAUCUGUUGAAACGUGACGCUAAAGCGGCUAACCUUAGCAAAUACGAGGGCUAUUCGGAGGAGCUGUUGAGAGAUUUGCACGAACUGUCCAGUGCUUCGGCGGAACGCCAACUGUAUACGCUUUUCAAGCGUAUGUUAGAUCGCGGUGAUGUACAACGUAGCGACGUAGUCUCUCGCAUUCAGGGUAUAAUGAAGGACCUAGCCAAUCCGAAGAGUGCUACUGUAAAGGAGUUGCGCUACAUUCCAGCUAUGCCAUUUGAGCCAUGAUUAAUUGUGUCAAGUGUGUAAAAUCAAUAUUUAAUGCAAUAAAACAUGUUCACAAAACAGAAAAAAAUUAAAUCGGUUUCAAUA
This is a messenger RNA of Anastrepha ludens (Mexican fruit fly), 1358 nucleotides long. RefSeq lists its product as uncharacterized. Lineage: Eukaryota; Metazoa; Arthropoda; Insecta; Diptera; Tephritidae. The record is from RefSeq and is a predicted model, not a curated record. The coding region runs from base 207 to 1274 and encodes 355 amino acids. The transcript has a single exon.